Molecule: messenger RNA, 904 nt
Organism: Magallana angulata
Lineage: Eukaryota; Metazoa; Mollusca; Bivalvia; Ostreida; Ostreidae
Product: protein lin-7 homolog C-like
Exons: 6
Coding region: 29-625 (198 amino acids)
Biological process (GO): protein localization to basolateral plasma membrane; neurotransmitter secretion; maintenance of epithelial cell apical/basal polarity
Cellular component (GO): basolateral plasma membrane; synapse; cell-cell junction
Molecular function (GO): protein binding
Source: RefSeq, a predicted model, not a curated record
GUCGUGUCAACCCGGAAAUAAAGCCAAGAUGGCGACCAUGGAAGAAGGUUUACACUUGGAGAAAGAUGUCAACAGAGCAAUAGACCUUUUGGAUGCACUUCAGAAAAGUGGCCAAAUUCCAUCCCAGAAGUUAGCAGCCUUACAGAGAGUGCUUCAGAGUGAUUUUCUAAAUUCAGUGAGAGAAGUCUAUGAACACGUCUACCAGACUGUGGAUAUAACAGGGAAUGAGGAAGUCCGAGCGAAUGCUACAGCUAAGGCCACAGUAGCUGCCUUUGCUGCAAGUGAAGGACAUGCCCACCCCAGGGUUGUAGAACUACCAAAGACUGAAGAGGGAUUGGGAUUCAAUGUUAUGGGAGGAAAAGAACAGAAUUCACCCAUCUACAUAUCCAGAAUCAUUCAGGAUGGAGUUGCUGACAGGCAUGGAGGUCUGAAACGAGGAGAUCAGCUGCUCUCAGUGAAUGGAGUGAGUGUGGAGGGAGAACACCAUGAAAAAGCUGUUGAACUUUUGAAACAGGCCAAAGGAACUGUGCGGUUGGUGGUUCGUUAUAAUCCAAGAGUUCUAGAAGAAAUGGAGGCAAGAUUUGAUAAACAAAGGGUAUCCACGAGAAGGAGACAGUCACCAUAGCAAUAAAACAUCAACCGAUCCUAGCAAUUUUACAAGUACCCAAGGAAUAAGCCAGGGAUAUAAUCCAGAGUUGUAGUUUAUUCUUUGUUUAUGUAGAAAGUCAGCAAAAUGUGUAAUGGGGGUUAUUACCAGAUAAUGUUGUAUAUUUGGUUAUCUAUUCGUGUAUGUGACAAAUAAGGUUAGUGAAUCUUGUCUAUGGAUUAAAAUAACUUGUUGUAAAAUCUCAUAUUUUUUACAGUUCCAUUAACAUUUCAUCAUAAUGAAUGCAAUUGAAAUAAU